UUCCGCCAAAAAGAGAAGGAGCGACCUCGUAAAGAUAAUUUCUUUAGCACUAGUGAAGAUUACGAGGGAAGUGAUGAAGGAGGUGAAAGGAAGAGGGGAAGAGGAAAAAUAUGCUUAAGUGUUUGA
Messenger RNA from Funneliformis geosporum, 126 nucleotides. NCBI's taxonomy places the organism in Eukaryota, Fungi, Glomeromycota, Glomeromycetes, Glomerales, Glomeraceae. The record is from the annotation of a GenBank genome assembly.